Messenger RNA from Vittaforma corneae ATCC 50505, 1614 nucleotides. RefSeq lists its product as uncharacterized. The record is from RefSeq and is a predicted model, not a curated record. NCBI's taxonomy places the organism in Eukaryota, Fungi, Microsporidia, Nosematidae. The transcript has a single exon. The coding region runs from base 1 to 1614 and encodes 537 amino acids.
AUGCAAACAUAUAUAGUUUUAAACAUAUUCAGGACAAAUGAGACGCAACCUUCGUUUAUUGUUUCACUGAUGGGGCAUUCCAAAGAGUACUACAAAAUAGAUAAAAGUAUAUCAGAGAGAGUCUCAAAAGGAAUGAUAUACAUUGGAGAUAAAAUACAGAUAAAAGAGAUAACAGCUGAUGGGGUAAUAUUUGAUGUCUUGGAUGACAGCACAUUAUCUGGCAAUUCAGGAAAUAUUUUAGAAAGUGAAGAAGAAUCUGAGACAAGCUUUUUCUAUUCUGAUAUUAAGCAUGAAAUCAAGCCCUUCAUCAACCCAAAUGUACACUUUUUGCCAUAUCUGUGUGACAUUCUACCCUACAACCUUCUUGCCGUUGAGGAAAUGGAAGCACAAGCAGAAAGGAAUGACGAUGGAAUAUUUACUGGAAAAUAUAAAGUUGGAGAGCUGCAUGCCUCAAACAUCAAGCUACCUCUUUCUGGCAUGUUUAUUGCUAAAAUUAUCCAAAAAACACGAAUUAGUACAUAUCCAACAUCCUUCAAUCCAUUUUUCUUUGCGAUUGUGUCUUCUGGCGAUGUUAUGGUUAAGAUAGUUUUUUGGAUUGAAAGUCUGAAGCAGUACAGCAGUCUCAAGGUAGGAGAUAUAAUAAUGGUAAAGGAAUACAGGAAAAAAAAGAAGUGGUCGGCAUUUGAUAAGAUUGACAUCAACACCUUUACAGAGUCAGUAUACUUUGAUGUUGAGGAAAUAACUGCCAAGGAAUUAGUUAAAAUCAAAUUUAAUAAAAAAAGCAUCAGCAGGUCUAUUUUCGAAACAGUUGAAGGUAAAAUUGAGUAUCUCAGUGUACUGAUGAGAUACAACUGUAAUGAUACAUUGAUGGAGUAUGUUUUGAUGCAUGUUAGCGGAAAGAAGGUUGUUCUGUUCUAUAACUCCGAUACUGAGUUUUAUAAAAUCAAUGUAGGAAUUCACAUAGUGAUAGCGGAGCUUAGAAAAAUGGAAAGGGCUGGGUUCGAAUUUUAUGUUAGUACAAUUUAUACACAAUUUGAAAUCAAGCCCAAACAAAUAUUAAAAAAAGAGGGUAUAUCUGAUAGCGAUGUACCAAAAAAGACUAAAUUGGACGAAAAUUCAGCAUCUGAAAUUUUCGGUGCUAUUGGAUUUUUACCAGAUAGCUUUAAUAGUUUAACAGAUAUAACUGACUAUUUUCAUAAAGAAUUGGUCAGAAAGGAGGAUGACAAAAGCAGAGAAAUAUCUAUAAAUCUAUUUAUGAAGCCGGUUUUUGUAGCCCUUUCUGAUCUUAUCAAGCAAAGCAUUGUCCUGAACGAAUCGAAGAAGUUCAUUGUGAACAGUGUUAUAACAAGGAUCGUUGAUCUUGAAUGUGUCGUUGACUAUGUCGAGAAUGGUGAGAACAAAAAACAGGGAUCAUUUGCGAUUGUGUUGGACGAACAGCUAGAAGUGUUUGUCUAUGAAAAUUUUUUUAGCGAUAAGCACGAUGAUAAUCCCUUAUUAAAAUUUAAGGCUGACGAAUCUGAACUUGUGGGGAAGUUGCAUCAUCUAGUCAUUGAGGCAUUCAGAGCAGAUGAGAAUAAUAUUUUGUAUUAUUUAACAGGAUUGAUACCAAACUAA